UCAAAAGUAGAGAUGCAAUAAUGCAUUAUAUAUCUUCAUCCUCAUUUCCAUUUCAAACUAACAUCCACACUCCAACACAACCCAACAAGGCAAAUAUUCAAUGGCAAAUCAAAAGAACAACAUCAUCAUUGAACAAUCCUCAGAAGACAAUAAUCUCCCAAAAAUAUUCCUUCACGGUCCUCCCAAAUUCUCCAUAGUUCUCCAACCCAAACCUUCUCACAACUUUCAUAUCCUAAACCCUUCUUCUCAUCCCCCACUCCACGAAUUCAUAGCUCUUAAUCCUCACCAUGUCUCCUCCAUCACCGCCGUUGUCUGUACUGGCGGCUUCCCCGUUAACGCUGAGGUCCUCCAACUUCUCCCCUCGCUCCGUCUCGUAUGCACCCCCAGUGCCGGAACUAAUCACAUUGAUCUCUCUGAGUGUCUUCGUCGGGGUAUCCAGGUUUCGAGUGCCGGAAAUCUUUUCUCUGAGGAUGUUGCUGAUUUGGCUGUGGCUUUGCUGAUUGAUGUUGGAAGGAAAAUUUCAGCAGCAGAUCGAUUCUUGAGAAGUCAGCUUCAGAAGCCUUGGGAUUUUCCACUUGGUUCUAAGUUAACAGGAAAAAAGAUUGGAAUUGUUGGUAUGGGAAGAAUUGGCUUAGAAGUUGCAAAGAGACUUGAAGCAUUCAGUUGCAUGAUAUCAUACAACUCUAGAAACAAAAAACCAUUACUUUCAUACCCUUUCUAUUCAAGUGUCUUAGAACUUGCCACUAACACCAAUGUGAUCAUUCUCUGUUGUGACUUGAAUGACCAAACAAGGCACAUUGUCAACAAAGAAGUCAUGUUAGCAUUAGGAAAAAGAGGAAUCAUAGUAAAUGUUGGAAGAGGUGCUCUCAUUGAUGAAAAGGAAUUGUUAAAGUGUUUGAUCGAAGGUGAAAUUGGAGGUGCUGGUUUAGAUGUGUUUGAGAAUGAACCUCAUGUUCCUAAAGAGUUCUUUUCUUUGGAUAAUGUUGUUUUGUCACCUCAUAAAGGUGCCUUAACUUCAGAGUCUUUGAUUGGUAUCUCUCAACUUGUGGAACAAAAUUUGAAAGCUUUCUUUUCAAAUAAGCCUCUGAUUACUCCAGUUAUAUAGUUGAAUUUAAUGUCUUUGGAAAUCUCAAUUUCCACGGUAACAUUCGAUGUUUCGCCAAAGUCGCCGUUCGUAUUCUUCAUCUUACCGUGUUACCAAACAUACUCUGAUUUCUGUUUUCUUUAUCAUGCUUUGAAUAAAUUGUGUAGUUGGAUGGAAUGUAUAUAUGAUGGUGUUUUGUGCUAAUUUUUGUUACGUUGAAAUUAUAGAAUAUACACAACUUCAUGUGAAGUUCAAGUUCUCAAUCAGCUCUAAUGAAUAGGUGCUUCAACUUCUGUUUUUAGUCCAUAAAAAAACUAGUAACCAG
Molecule: messenger RNA, 1409 nt
Organism: Trifolium pratense (red clover)
Lineage: Eukaryota; Viridiplantae; Streptophyta; Magnoliopsida; Fabales; Fabaceae
Product: glyoxylate/hydroxypyruvate reductase HPR3
Exons: 2
Coding region: 101-1105 (334 amino acids)
Cellular component (GO): cytosol
Molecular function (GO): NAD binding; glyoxylate reductase (NADPH) activity; hydroxypyruvate reductase [NAD(P)H] activity
Source: RefSeq, a predicted model, not a curated record